CCGUCCUCUCCGUCGCUCUCCUCUCGUCUCCGACCGUCCUCAGACCAUCAGGCACAUGAUCGAGGACGACUGCGCCGACAACGAGAUCCCCCUCCCCAACGUCACCAGCAAGAUCCUCGCCAAGGUCGUCGAGUACUGCAAGAAGCACGUUGAGGCCGCCGCCGAGAGCAAGUCCGAGGACCGCCCCUCCCCCGCCACCGCCGCCGAGGACGAACUCAAGGCGUGGGACGCUGAUUUCGUCAAGGUCGAUCAGGCCACGCUCUUCGAUCUGAUUCUGGUCGGUCAGUUGCUGCUCUCUUAGAACCCUAAUUACUGAAAUUUCAAUUGAUUGUUUGUGAUGUCGACGUUUCUCAUAACUUCGAUAAUUGCAGAGGCCGGUAAAUUUGUGAUGAACAUAUGUUUUUUGGUGGAUGAGUUAUGAGUGUUGUUCUUG
Molecule: messenger RNA, 433 nt
Organism: Punica granatum (pomegranate)
Lineage: Eukaryota; Viridiplantae; Streptophyta; Magnoliopsida; Myrtales; Lythraceae
Source: RefSeq, a predicted model, not a curated record